Messenger RNA from Coniosporium apollinis CBS 100218, 885 nucleotides. RefSeq lists its product as uncharacterized. The coding region runs from base 1 to 885 and encodes 294 amino acids. The record is from RefSeq and is a predicted model, not a curated record. Lineage: Eukaryota; Fungi; Ascomycota; Dothideomycetes. The transcript is spliced from 2 exons. Gene Ontology annotation, molecular function: oxidoreductase activity.
AUGUUCCUCACUGCAGCAAAACAGCGGCAAGACCCCAAUGAUGAGAGCAAGGCAGCCCCUCGCGUCUUCCUCAUAACAGGCACCUCAACCGGCUUCGGUGCCGAGCUCGUCAAAGUCGUCCUCUCCAACGGCGACCGCGUCGUCGCAACCGCGCGCAACAGCUCCAAGCUCUCCUUCGAUGGCACAGAUGACUCCAACUACCUCGCCGUGGACCUCGACGUGACGAAGAAGGAGUCGAUAAACGCCGCCUUCGAUGCUGCGCUAAAGAAGUUCGGCAGCGUGGAUGUGGUGGUGAAUAACGCGGGAUAUGGACUUGCGGGCGAGUUUGAGAGUCUGAGCGACGAGCAGAUACGGACGCAGAUGGAGAUCAACUUUUUCGGGCUGGUGGACGUGACGAGGAGGGCGAUGGAGGUUAUGAGGGAGAGUGGGAGGGGGGGCGUGAUCCAGCAGAUCACGUCUAUUGGCGGGCAGAUUGGCGUCCCCGCCUUCUCAAUCUACUGCGCCUCCAAAUGGGCCGUCGAAGGCUUCACCGAAGCCGUCUCCAAAGAAGUAAAGCCCGAGUGGAACAUCCGCUUCACGUGCAUCGAGCCCGGCGGCUUCCGCACCGAUUGGGCGGGUCGCAGCAUGGACUUUGCUGCUGACAAGAACCCGGCGUACGACCACAUGGACGCCAAGAAGUCGAUGGGUGAGCGCCAUGGCACGCAGGCGGGCGAUCCCUAUAAGGCGGCUAAGGCGUGGUAUCAGCUGGCGGUUAUGCCGGACCCGCCGCUUAGGUGCGUGGUCGGGACGGAUGCGUAUAAGACGAUAAAGAAGAAGUUGGAGGAGUAUGGAGAUAAUGUGAAGAGGUUUGAGGAGCUGAGCAAUGGUACUGAUGUUGAUGAGUAA